AUGGAAAUAAUCCAGCUGAAGUCGCGGGACGGUAAACUAAUUUCUGUGAACCGUAGCAUACUGAGCCGUUCGGUUGUUUUGCAAAGAAAGCUGGAGGAACUGAACGCUGCUGCUGACAAUGGAAACACGCUGGAUGUUCCGGAAGCCGACGGUGAAUGUCUGCGUAAGAUAAUCCAGUGGAUGGAACGUCCAGCCGGUACGUCCGAGGGGAUCGAAAAUGGCAGUGUGGAGUUGAUGAUACCCAACAACCAGGAGCAAAAUCUCGUUCCGUCCGCAGGCAACACUCUGGAGAGUGACGGGUUCGAUAAGGAAAUGUUCGGCAGUUUCCCACAACUUUGUGUGCUGAUGGCGGCAGCUAACCGAUUGCAGCUGCAGGACCUUAAAGAUGCUGCCGUACGCUUUGUCGUCGAAUGGAAGCAGGGUAAAAACCUGGAAGAUCUACGCGAGAUGAUGGAAAAUGGGGCGAGUCAUGUGCGUGGACCGCAGCAAUCCGGCGGCGGUAGCGGAAUGCAGCAUUGA
Molecule: messenger RNA, 519 nt
Organism: Anopheles marshallii
Lineage: Eukaryota; Metazoa; Arthropoda; Insecta; Diptera; Culicidae
Exons: 1
Coding region: 1-519 (172 amino acids)
Biological process (GO): SCF-dependent proteasomal ubiquitin-dependent protein catabolic process
Cellular component (GO): nucleus; cytoplasm
Molecular function (GO): cullin family protein binding
Source: RefSeq, a predicted model, not a curated record